Messenger RNA from Zophobas morio, 10884 nucleotides. RefSeq names its product titin-like. The record is from RefSeq and is a predicted model, not a curated record. Bases 209 to 10312 code for a protein of 3367 amino acids. The transcript is spliced from 15 exons. Gene Ontology annotation, molecular function: protein binding. Lineage: Eukaryota; Metazoa; Arthropoda; Insecta; Coleoptera; Tenebrionidae.
CCGGGGUGUCCCUCGCGAAGAUCCCACCUUCAUGGUCAGUUCUUUAACAAACCAGUCAGUCGGCCACCGGCAACCGCGCAAAUUCUACAUAAUAAUAUUGCCUCGUUAUCACUUUUGCGAGAACUCAGACUUUAUUUUUUGGGUGAUUUUUCAAAAUUUUUUUCUUGUGUUGUGAUUUUUUAACACCUGCUGAGUUUCAUUUCUGAGAAUGUCGGUCGAAACGUCGGGGGACGUGUCCCUCAUUAACGAUGAAGAUCUCCUCCGCAAAAUGUGGCAAGAUACCGAAGACUUUGGUCGCAAGAAAGAAAUACGUGCCCACAUGUACAAGCUAAGGGAAGCUCGACUUCGUGACUUCUACAAUUCUGGAGAGGUUAGUACUGACAUCCAGAGGACUACUACCACAACAACUGAAGGCAAGUCUUGCUCGGCUUCCACUCAUGCUGAUUCUUUGGCCGAUCAUAGCUUUAUCAGCAUGAAGACCAAAGAAAUCAGGGAUUCCGAAUCGCCCACAAAAGAUGACAUUUAUAGAGUUACCGGUAAGGGACUAGGUAACCAAGGCUGGACUGUCGUUUCAUCAAACAAAAAGAGUGAUGAUGGAAAAACAUUUUCUACGUCUAAAAUUGCAACAACGUCGGGUACUGAUAAAAUAGACGGUGGCCAAAUCGAUUAUGCGGCUAGAAAUGAACAACAAGCGUCGGUAUUUCGAGACGGUGAUGAUAAAAAUUUUACUAAAGCAGUUGGCGCAUCUUCCAAUACUUUUAUCAAACAGGAAGCUAGUGGUGGCGACGAAAAUUCUUCAUUUAAAAGCUCUUCAACAAAAACGUCAUCCUCUUCAAAAUAUGUCACUGAGCAGCGUUCGACUAGUGGUGAUGUUAUUGACAGCCACAGAGUACCAACUGCAGCGAUCACACGAGACCAAAACGAUGAAUAUUUAGUCUCUCGAAAAACUUACACUAGUAAUAUACCAGCUGAAUUGAAAAACCACCCAAACUAUGUUGAAGGUAAAACUAAGGUAACUCGAGAAACAAGAACGUUGCCUGAUGGUUCCACAGUAACCACUACUAGGUACGAAAUACGAGGUGGCAACACAACGCAAUCAACUAAAAGCAACCAAUACAACACUUCUGAGCAAAGAUCAUCUUCUUCUGUUGUUAGAUCAUCCCAAGCUACCGAAUCAAAAAUUAACCAAAAUGAUAGAAGAACUACUCAUUAUAUUACAGAACAACCGUCGAACACGACCACUACAACUGUUACACGUUAUAUAUACGAUUCAGAAGACCAAGGGUUACAACCAGCAACCACCAGCACCAGUAGCAGAACAGUUAAAAGUCAACAGGUAGAUUCCGUAGACAAUGUUUCACGUUCUACAGCUGUUUAUGAUAAAAGUAACAAGUCGCAGGAUGAUUUCCAAACGACAAAAUCCACUAUAAUCAGAAAAGUUUACGACUCUAAACAAGAACCAAUAACUUCUCAAGAUUCAGACGUUAAGACUACGACUACAGUAGUGAGAAAGGUGUAUGAUUCGGAACCAAACGUUACCCAAGACUCGAACGUUACAACAACUACUACAGUAAUAAAGAAAAUCUACGACUCAAAAAAUGAACCAACCAUUACAAGAGAUUCAAAUGUUACUACCAAAACCACAGUUGUGAAAAAUAUUGAGACACCGUAUGUUACAGAUACUUCAAAUACCACCACACUUCGCGUAGCAGUAGACAAAAAUAUCAAAAAUCAAAAGCAGACGGUUGAUGAUUCCAACAUUAUUACAACCAAAACUGUAGUCAGCAAAGAUCAGUAUGAUGUAAAACACCCGGCAGAAACAACCGAUGAUGUAAAAACUAUUAAAACGUGUAAAACUACAGUUACAAGAGAAAUUCGUAACGAUCAAAAUAAUAGAAAUCGCCUCGUGGACCAACAAUCCACGAACGAGGUUAACAAACAUCAAAUUAACGAAAAAUUCAUCACUAUCGAACAACAAGAUACUAAAAACAAAAUGGAACCGAUAACACCGGUUAGAGAAAUACCAAAAACUGCAAGUCCUGAAAAGCAUCCAUCUUCACCACAAAAGCGUGAAAGCCCUGAAAAGGCUCCAAAACCUGAAGAAAAAUAUCAACAACCAGAAAGACGUCAACCUAUCAAACCUGGGAAGUCCGAAAUGGACCAAAAGCCUAAACCAACUGAAGGACAAUAUGAAACAACAUAUAGAACUGAUUUUGUAAACAAAAAAAUCAGUGUUGAGGUGAGUCCUACACAUGAUGCAUUUGCUAGGUCACUACGUGCUGUAAGCCCUGAUAGAGUCAGUAAAUGCUCAUCUCCAAGUCGUAGUUUGAGAACUAGUACCAAUUCUCUGAGAAGUAGUACCAGUCCAGAAAAAAAUCGCCAUCCUUCACGACUAUCACCUGAAAGACGUAGCACUUCACCGAGGAAGGCAACGAGUAAUGAAACAGUUACUCACAAAACUAAAACCAACACAGACACCAUAACUCGAAGAAGUAACACUACGGAAAUCGACAGCAGUACUCUGACUAGACGAAAAAACAGAUACAAAACUCGAUCUAGAAGUCCAUCACCAACCAGUAUUGCCAGUGAUAUUGAAUACAUCAGAAAUACAAACAUAAUAACAGAUUUGGAUACCAACGAAACCACUGUUGUUUCCAAAUCAAGACCCUCUACAUUGGAAAUCACUUCUCGAAGAAAAGUUACGGAAAGAUCACCGACUUCUCCACUCACCGAUCCUUCUCCGAAGAAAACUACUCCCCGAGAUGUAGCUCGUACUAAUAGUUUACGCACCAUUUCACCUACCAAGGAAGUGUCUCCAAAAACUGAUAGACCCCUUAAAAGAACGGAUACUUAUGAAGAAAGGUGUCGUCAAAUUCUAGGAAUUACUAAUGAAUCCGACAAAACGAAAAAAGAUAAAACUGAAACUAGAAGAAUGUCUGGACCAAAACCCUCGCCCGAUAAAGGGAGUCCUAUCAAAGAUCAACCAAGGAGAAAAUCUCCUGAAAAGAAAGUCACUGAACUCUCCUCAGAAGUCAAAAGAUCACCGGAUCAACGACCAAAAUCUCCAGAGAAAAAAAUUCCUUCAAAAAUUAAUGAAAUACCUUCCCAACCUAAAAGGACAACAGACAAAGAGCCUGUGAAACCUUAUUACGAAAAUAAAAAUCCUGUGAAAGAUAAUUCACUCCCUAGAAGGACUAGUCCAAUAAAAGAAACUUCCAAGAUUAGCGAGUUUCCUUCUCAGAUUAGACGCUCGCCUGAAAAAGAACCUUUAGAACCAUAUCCGAAAAAAACUAGCCCUGUGAAGACAAUUCCACAAACAAACGAAUUUCCUUCUCAAAUUAGACGUUCGCCAGAAAAAGAACCCUUAGGACCUUACCCGAAAAAGAGCAGUCCUGAGAAGACAGGUCCAGAAAUAUGCGAAUUUCCUUCUCAAAUUAGACGUUCGCCGAAAAAAGAACCAUUGGAGCCAUAUCCAAAAAAGGCUAGUCCUGAAAAAACAGGUCCUCAAACAAACGAAUUUCCUUCUCAAAUUAGACGUUCGCCGGAAAAAGAACCAUUAGAGCCAUAUCCGAAAAAGAGCAGUCCUGAGAAGACAGGUCCAGAAAUAUGCGAAUUUCCUUCUCAAAUUAGACGUUCGCCGGAAAAGGAACCAUUAGAGCCAUAUCCGAAGAAGAGCAGUCCUGAGAAGAAAGGUCCAGAAAUAAGCGAAUUUCCUUCUCAAAUUAAACGUACACCGGAAAAAGAACCAGUGGAACCAUAUUUGAGAAACAGCAGUCCUGAAAAGACAGGUCCACAAGUAUCUGAAUUUCCUUCUCAAAUUAGACGUUCUCCAGAAAAAGAACCGCUGGAGCCGUAUCCUAAAAAAAGUAGUCCCGUAAAAUCUACUCCACAAAUAUCUGAGUGUCCACCACAGGUCAGGAAAUCACCCGAAAAAGAACCUAGAGGAUAUUAUCCUGAGGAAAAUGAACCUGAUAUAGAUCGUUACACGAUUAAUGAAUUUCCUUCUCAAAUCAAAACUUCACCCGAAAAAGAACCAUCAGAAAUGUAUCCUGAAAAAACUAAACCUAGCAGACUUGGUUCGCGAAUACCUGAAUUUUCUCCUCAAACCAGAAGAACACCCGAACAAGAAUCUUUAGAAAGGUUACCAGAAAAAAGUAUACCUGCAAAAUCUGGUCCACAAGUUUCUGAAUUUCCUUCUCAAAUUAAACGUUCACCCGAAAAAGAGCCAUUGGAGCCGUAUCUUGAAAAAAGUAAACCUGUAAAAUCUGGUCCACAAGUAGCUGAAUUUCCUUCUCAAAUUAAACGUUCACCCGAAAAAGAACCAUUGGAACCGUAUCCUGAAAAAAGUAAACCUGUAAAAUCUGCUCCACAAAUAGCUGAAUUUCCUUCUCAGAUUAGGAAAACACCUCAACACGAACCUCUAGAAAGUUUUCCUGAACAACGAAAACCUACAAAAUCUGCUCCACAAGUUUCCGAAUUUCCUUCUCAAAUUAAACGUUCACCCGAAAAAGAGCCAUUGGAACCGUAUCCUGAAAAAAGUAAACCCGUAAAAUCUGCUCCACAAGUAGCUGAAUUUCCUUCCCAAAUUAAACGUUCACCCGAAAAAGAACCAUUGGAACCGUACCCUGAAAAAAGUAAACCUACAAAAUCUGCCCCACAAACUUCGGAAUUUCCUUCUCAGAUUAAACGUUCACCGGAAAAAGAACCACUGGAACCAUAUCCUGAAAAAGUUAAACCUGUAAAGUCUGGUCCACAAAUUUCUGAAUUUCCUUCUCAAAUUAAACGUAUACCAGAAAAGCAGACAUUAGAACCAUAUCAGGAAAAAGAUAAACCUACACGCUCAAGUCCGCAGUUGGCAGAAUUUCCAUCACAAAUCAGGAAGUCAUCGGACAGAAAACCACUAGAUGCAGAUAAUGACAGAAUGCCCUACACACACGAACCUCCUUGUACAUUACCUACUCCUGAAAAAGAACUUUUAGAACGACAACCUCAAACAGACUCUCCAGAUCAAGAAAUCUAUGAAAUACCGAGUCCAACAACAUCAUACAGAAAACCAUCUAAUCAGCAACUAAAAAAACCAGCAACGACAGUUCCUAAAGAUAAGGCUCCAACGAAACGUACGCCCGAGAAUCAACCUUCUCAUAAAUUCGUUCAGAACAAAGAUGUACCACAGGCCAAUGACUUUUCAUCCAAAAUAAAAAAAUCACCAGAGAAGAUACCGCUCGAAAAACACCCCGAAAAAUCAAAACCAAUAAAAGAUAAAGGUACAGUGAAAGAAUUUCCUUCUCAAAUUAGAAAAGUGCCCGAAGGUAGUAGUCCAGAUCAAAUAAAACCUAAAAAAGAAAUACCUACCAAAAAAGAAAUUUCCCAGCCGAAGAAAAAAUCAGAAACAACCAUCACUCCUGUGAUACCCUCGAAAAAACGUACACCUAAACAAAGAACAGAAUCCGAAUCUUCCUCUACUACAGAUGAAGAACAAACAGUUGAGGAAUUACUUACCGUUACUACGGUAUCAAAUUUGGAACAAAAAGUUCCUGUUGACGAACCACUAGCGACAAAGAAAUUCAUCAGUCAAUUAUGCAGAGAUGAUGAAAUUCAGAGAACUGAUUUAACCAAAAAAGAAUCACAAACUAUUCUUAACAAGAAAAUUAUUGAGAGUGGAAAUAAAAUACAAAACAAAACUGUAAAGAAAGAUUCCGUAAAAAAGACCGAUGAGUUGUUCAUUGAAAAUGAAAAAAGAGAUAUUAUUAAAAAUAAUACUUCACCAAAAAUAACAUCAACUAAGAAACCUUCAACCGAAAAAAAUACUACCACGAAUAAAAGAAUUAUCAACACGGUCAGUUCGAAAACUGAUAUCAAAUUAGUGAAAAAAUCUAUAGACGAAAAAGCAAGGGAUGUUAAGAAGACUACGGCCAAAAUCACUCUUUAUGAUAUUGAAAACGAAAAUAGAACAAAAGAAGACAAUCGUGUUCACAUCAGAACACACAGAAUUGACGACACAGUUAAUAAGAGGACUACUAAAACUGUUAUUAAUGGUGACACUCCUAAAAGAGAACCAACGAAGCGCCCUCAAUAUAUUAAACCGGAAGAACCAAGAACCAAAAAAACUAUUGAAAGGAGACCUCAGAAGGUGAUUUCUAGAACAGUAACUGAAACUGACACAAAACGUACAAGUACCACAACUGAACAGAAAAACCCGAAAAGACACGUAGUUACUACCACCAUCACAAUGAGCCCAACAAGUAAACUACACCCAUCUAAAUCUACAACACCCAGAACUCCAUUGAUUUCGAAACAAACAAAACCGUUAAAGAAAAAGCCGAAAGUACAAAACGGACACAUCUCCUCGGACGAAGAAUCCCUUGAUGACAGUUUAAAUGAAGAAGAAAUUACAACAGUUACGAGACAUGAAAAAAUUAUUCGCGGUACUUCCGAUCAAGUCAUUAAAAAGAAACCAGAUAGGAAAACUCCAGUUAGAAAGACACCUCAACCAGAACCCACUUUGCCAAAAACAAAGCAAGAAAAAUGUAUAACUACAAAAUCAAUUAUUAUAAACAACACAACAGCAGAUAGAGAGGUAAUUGUAGAUUUGCAAAGAUCUAAAUCUUCUCGUGAACCAACUCCUGACCGUAUUUGUCCGUUACCUGUAUCUUCUGACGAUGAAAGCGCUCCCAGGUAUCCUGAUCAAAUCGCAGAACCAGAUGAUUCCAGUCUUAAACGUAAACCCAAAAAGCUUUCAGAUUUACCCAUAUUAGAAAACGAAGAUGUUACGGAAUUCAGUAGAAUUACAGAAAUCGUCGACACAUCUGAAUCAAACCAAGUUUUUGAAACAGACAUCACUCUUACAAACAUCGACAAGAAAAUAAACAAAUUUUCAACUACAACCGAUAAAACUGCCAGACGUAAGCAAAGUCCCGCUCCUAAAGUGGAACGACCCAAAUUAGAAGUAACAAAAGAUUUAGAGUCAGACGAAUGUCUCUUGAGCGUUUCCGAAAAAGUAAAUAAGUUCAUAACAACUGCGGAACAGUUAACAGCCGCACAGGAUGUUCCUCAAAGGCCUAAAAGUCCCAAAUGUCAAUAUUACCCAGAAGACGACGUAAACGUAUCUAAUAAAGUUGCUCACUUCAUUACGACUGCUGAAAAAGUCAUUACAACACAAAAGGGACCAGCUCCUAAAGUAGAAAGACCUACUUUCGAUGAUGUAGAUGAAACGAUUAAAGAGGACGAAUGUUUGUUGAGCGUCUCUGAUAAAGUUUCGAAAUUUAUAAACACUGCAGAAAAAUUAACAACUGAUUCAAAGAAAACUAUAUCUUUAUCUAAAAUUGAUGUAAAGCCCACGGCACAAAAACCACAUGAAACCGAAGAACCUCAACGUAGGAGAUCUUCAAAAGAAACAACACCCACACGAAGGCCCAGUAACCAGUAUCCCUCUGCCACAACUGACAUAGAACACGGUAAAUAUCCUCGGAGAGAUAGUUCACCGAAAAUCCCUGAUUCUACGCCAAAAUCGACAAGAAGACCAAGUCAAGAAGAACCAAAAUCAGUACUAAGCCCUACGGGUCGGUUAAGAAGCACUGACAGUGUUAAGAGAGCUAAAGCUUUAUUUGAAAAUGUCGACAAAGAUCAAUCUAUUCUCAAACAACGAGAUAUAUUAAGUCGACCAUCAGUUUUCGAAGGAAGAAAAAUCAAAACUGAAACCUCCAGAAGAUUAGAUUAUGAACAUGAAGAUGACGAAAAGACUUUAAAAUCGACAAAAUUGCUUCUAGAAAAAGCACGACCAAGGCCUAAGUCCCCAGAAAAAAUUUACGAAAUAGAUAGUAGACGAUCAAUGACUCCCGAAGGGGAUCUUCCUGGUUAUAUGCGACCGUUAGAUAGAAGUUUGAGACCAAAUAGUCCACAUCGCGACAACAUCCAUCAGUUGAAUAAAAAGCAAACUAUAAAUAAAGAAGAAGAGAAUAAAGACGUCCGUCACACGAAAUUUGGAGUUACUUUGAAGAGAACUGACUCAGGAAGGCAAAUAGGCAGUACAACGACUACGAAGAGAGUUGUGAAUGUAGAAAUCACAGAAGAAGAGGUGGAAGAAAUUUACAAUUUAGAAUACUUAGAGGAACUGUUGGAAAAAGUUGUUGGUUAUGAUAUACGAAGGAAAAUUAGAACUCAAAUACGUGUAGUUAAGAAACUGAUUUCUGAGGGUAAAUUAGAUCAAGUAACUAAAACAAUUACGACGAGAGUAAAAAGUCCCGUAAGAAUUACUGAACAGUCAAGAGAGCGUACUGAAAGAACGUCCGAAUACCACUCUUCUGCAUACACUUACAACGAACGCAGAAGUUCUUCUGAGUAUACAAAAAUAUCAAGGAGAAGUCAAAGUCCCGAAACUAAAUUAGUUAAAUUAGUACGACGAAGCCAGAGUCCAGAUCUUAAACGUACCCACCCAAUCAGACAAAGUCCUGAAAGAAAAUCCACCACCGACAGAACGCCUGAUAAAUCUGAAACGAAAGUUACUAAAACAUUCCAAACACAACUAAAGAAAGUUACUCCAACUUCUAAGACGACAACUGAGGAUACCACACCAGAGUGGGUUAAGCAAAGAAAUUUAAGAAAAGUUACCGACAGUACAGUUACCACUACAAAAACAACUACCACAGCAACUUCUAAGAAAAGUAGAUCUAGUCCUGUUAAAGAAAUGAGACCGACAGAUAGUAUUACGUCAAGUUACGGAGUAGGGCCUACAGAUGAGAAUGGUAGUCCUUUGUUUGGGUUGAAAGCUUUAAGAGUUCCGACUAAAACUGACACAACUAAAGUUCAAGGAACGGUGAUAAGGAGCCAAUACUAUUCCGAAAACGGACAAGAGCCCAUUGGUGAGAUAAGCGUAACGAAAUAUUCGAGCGACCCCAGAGAUUUGGGACGAAACGAAAAUGUAAACACUAAAGGAGUUACAAGUGUAACUACAACACAGAAAUUUGGCUACAAAGAUACCCCUUCACUAAGCAGUUUAACAAGUUCUAAAAAGAAAAAAGAAAUUUGCGAAAAAAUAGAAGAUGAAGUUGAAACUAAGAGUUCUAAAUUUAGCAGACGAGGGUCAGUUAAAGCACUAUCGCAAAAAUUCAUUGAUAACGCUGUUGAGACCUCGAAGAAUGAAAGGCAGUCAUCCUAUCCUAAGGCAGGAUUGAUCUUGCGCACUUCUAGCUUCAAGGACUCUGCAAGUAGUGGUGAUAGUCGCGAAGGAUCUACAGAAAGAACUACAAAUGUUAAAACCUCCACAACCCGAACUGUUUCAGGAGAAACAUUCUUAACGAACCGCAGCAAAGUUACUGGAGUACAAGAUGUUAUAAGCCGAAUGAAAACAGAAGAUAUUCGCGAAGGUGAUAGCGCGGAAGAUGUAGAAGCAAGAGGCCUCCUCAACAAGUUCCUUGGUGCCCAAGUGAUUCUAUCGGGCAUCGAAUCGAAUGUUAAAGCAUCUACAACGACAUCGAACGCUAAACGAAGCACAAAAGUCACAACAACAAUCACAGAAGGAGGAAAGCAAGUCACGAAAAGCCGCGUCUUCCAGCACCCCAUCACCGACGAAGAUCUUCAUACAGUUUGGGACGAGCAAACACUGCGAUUAUUGCUAGAACAAAGUACUGACUACGAGGAACGCAAAAAAAUACGAGCUAGGCUACGCCAAGUAAUGGCAGAACAAGAAGAUAUUUCAGCGUGCACAGAAUUAGUUGAUAAGGCCAGUCAGGAUCAAAUUUCCGCCACGUUCGAGGAAGCCACUCACACCAAGAAAACUUUUACGGAGGGGCCUGUGACGUCACAUGUCACCACUAGGGUGGCGACAACACAGCAAGUACAGUCGAAAAAGCCCAUCUCUCCGUUUGCCAAAUUUCGACAACUGGACAAACAAAACAGCCUCAACUCCCCAAGUACCCCUAAGACCCCCUCCGGCAGUGGCCCCCUUUUUAAAUUCACUGACCCAGCAGUGAGCCAAAGUGCUAGUACCAUCAAAGAUAGACUGUUACAUUGGUGCAGAAUGAAGACUAAGGAGUAUGAGAACAUCCAACUAGACAACUUCUCCACCAGCUGGGCAGACGGAUUAGCUUUUUGUGCUCUCAUCCACCAUUUCCUUCCGGACGCGUUCGACUACCAUGCCCUAUCGCCCAAAAAUCGCAGACAUAAUUUCACGCUCGCCUUCCGAGUGGCCGAUGAGAAGGCGGACAUUGCACCGCUCCUUGACGUUGAUGACAUGGUAGCCACCCGAAAACCGGACUGGAAAUGUGUGUUUACUUACGUACAGUCCAUCUACAGACGCUUCAAGGAUGAAGAUUGAAGUUUGACAGAAAAAAAUGUUCCUUCUUUUUAGAUUUAGGCUCCUACUUCUUCAAUCAGUUCCUUGACUCGACUUUCUCGUAAAUUAUUGUUUGUACAUUUUAUUGUGCUUUAACUGUUACAAUAUGUAUGUUGUUCUGUGAUCAAAUUUAUUAUAUUAUGGCAUUUUGUUAUAGGUGAUACUGUAUGUCAUUAUAUUAGAUUUUACUGUUCUGUAUCAAGAUCUGCCCAGCGGUUUUUAUAAUAAUACUUUUUCUACUUUUUAUGCAAAUUUAACGAAUGUUUAAACGCUUAUUUAUUAACUUAUUUUGUAAGAAUAAUGUUAUUAAGGGUUGUUGCUUUUGCCAUGAGGUACCUAGAUAAUAACAGGUUUUAUAUACAAUAACAUUUUAAAGGACAACGUUGUUUCUUUUUAUAUUUAUGGACAAUAAUAAUAGCAUUGCCUACAUGCGUAAAAGACAAUAAUCUUGAAUUGUUAUGUAAGGUGAGCUCUGUGCCUUUAUAAGUCUUUAUAUAUUUUAUAAAACAGAUUUAUACAUGAAUUCAACUAAUAAAAAUAUAUAUUUAGCAGAA